AUGGAGGAGAAAACUGUAGUGCCUGGUAAGAAGGAGAAGGGCAGAGUGCGUUUCAACAGCACUGCGUCGAGUGAUCCUCCGGCCGUGCCAACAGUGAACAUUGAGUUAUCACCAUCUCCUACGCCAUCGAGAGGCGAUGACAAUUCACCCUCGAGUCCGAUUCGUCGGCCACGACCAUCCAUCAUUAGAGGCAGCUCUUACAAUUCCGUGCUUGAUAUGGAGAUGGACGACCACACCUUGAAUCCCACCAAGCUCCAGUCGGCCAUGGCUGCUCAUCAGCGUGCACAAACCUUUGCUGCUGCCAUGUCUGGCUCACACUCGGCUCCCGGAUCCAGGCGCGGGUCGCUUGACUCUGAUAUCGAUGUCAUGUCACCAAACACUAGCGGCAAUGAUCUCUUAUCACCGGGCUUGCCUCUAGAGACAAGUGAGAAGGUGUCUAUCGAAGUUGACCGAGCAGGACGGGAGGCACAGGAAAGAAGAAACAUCAAUACGGCAGCGUACGAACUCGUUCGUGCACAUGUCGGGCUCGCGAACACGUUGCGAGAGGACCCUACCGAGAACGACGAGCAACGAGCCCCUGCCAGUCAGUUGGACAACCUUGACGGCUAUUACGAGGAUGAAGCUCUAUUGAGUCCCACGGGCAAGCCUCGUGAAGGUGUUCUCACAAACCUCCUCAAACUCUACCGAGUGGAUGAGAUGCCACGUAAGGACUUCAGCGGAUAUACUACGCCGGCAUCGUCUGGCACUGCCACACCCACUCGUCGGAAAUGGUAUGACCAGAACAAUGGUUCUACUAGUACCUUGGCCAGUCUGGCAGCCGCCUCGGCCAUUCUUGCAAACCCAAAUGAAAAGAAGCACCGCAAUCCUACCAACGGUCCACGCAUGAAGCACAAGAGAACAGCUAGCGGCAAGUUCAAGAGCAUGGUGGGCGGCAGGCCAAGGAUGGAAGAAGAGGCGAGAAUCACAAUCCAUGUGGCCAACAUUCUCAAGCGUCAGGAGUUCAUCAUCAAGCUCUGCCGAGCUCUAAUGAUGUACGGAGCGCCAACUCACCGCCUCGAGGAGUACUUGCGCAUGAUGGCUCGCUUCCUAGAGAUUGAUGGCCAGUUCUUGUACCUGCCAGCCUGCAUGAUCAUUUCCUUUGACGACAUGUCGACACACACCACCGAAGUCAAGAUCAUUCGAUCAGCACAAGGCGUGAACCUGGGUAAACUAAAAGAUGCCCACGAAAUUUACAAAGAAGUCCUCCAUGCCGUGAUUGAGGUUGAUGAGGCCAUUGCCCGACUAGACGGGCUCAUUCGCGGAAAGGACCACUUCAAUCCCUGGACGCGUGUCCUCAUGUACGGCUUGGCUAGUGCAACGGUCGCACCGUUUGCCUUUGAUGGGCGGCCUAUCGACAUGCCCAUCUGCUUCCUACUUGGCUCUUUUAUUGGCUUCCUCCAGCUCAUUGUCGCCCCACGGUCGGAUGUGGUCAACAAUGUCUUCGAAAUUGGUGCCGCUGUGGUCACGAGUUUCCUUGCCAGAGCCUUUGGAAGUAUCCGGGGUGGCGAGCUCUUUUGCUUCUCUGCCAUUGCUCAGAGUUCGAUUUGUCUCAUCCUUCCCGGAUACCUCGUUCUUUGUGCUGCUUUGGAGUUGCAAUCGAAAGCAAUUGUCCCAGGUUCCAUUCGUAUGGUCUAUGCUAUCAUCUACUCCCUGUUUCUUGGAUUUGGCAUCACCAUUGGCACGGCAAUCUACGGAUGGAUAGAUGACAGUGCGACCUCGGAAACCACAUGCCGCAAUACACUUGACUCUCACUGGAACUUUGCCUUUGUGCCUGCAUUCGCUUUCUGCCUGACAUAUGUCAACCAAGCCAAAUGGAAGCAAAUGCCUGUCAUGAUUGUCAUAGCAAUGGUUGGAUACAUUGUCAAUUAUUUCCUGACUGCAAGAUUUCCCAACAGCUCUCAGAUUUGCAAUACGAUUAGCGCUCUUGCUGUUGGCAUCUGCGCCAACCUGUACAGUCGAGUCCGCCACGGUGUCGCUGCCGCCGCUCUGCUCCCUGCCAUUUUUGUGCAGGUCCCUAGUGGGCUGGCCGCUACCGGCAGUCUGUUGAGCGGCUUGAGCACUGCCAACGAGUUGACCAACUCGUCGGGAAGCGUGAAUGGCACCACGACAGUCUCUGUCGGAGACGACUCCCUCGAUACGAUCGUGUUCAACGUUGCGGCGAGCAUGAUUGAAAUUGCCGUCGGCAUUACUGUCGGCUUAUUCUUUGCCACGCUCUUGAUUUAUCCUUUGGGCAAGCGUCGUAGUGGCUUGUUCACCUUUUAA
Pestalotiopsis fici W106-1 is the source of this 2301-nucleotide messenger RNA. RefSeq lists its product as uncharacterized. Gene Ontology annotation, molecular function: transmembrane transporter activity. The record is from RefSeq and is a predicted model, not a curated record. Gene Ontology annotation, biological process: transmembrane transport. Lineage: Eukaryota; Fungi; Ascomycota; Sordariomycetes; Amphisphaeriales; Sporocadaceae. Bases 1 to 2301 code for a protein of 766 amino acids. The transcript has 2 exons.